AUGCAAUUACGACCAUUCACAACCACCUCAUUCCGACUAGCUAAACCCGCUGCCCCGGUAAUCAAAUAUUUGGGUCGACCAACAAAUAACCUAUCUGCAGGGCUCGUGGGAUUGGCAAACGUUGGGAAAUCCACAUUUUUUCAAGCCAUCACAAAAUCUACAUUGGGAAACCCAGCCAAUUACCCAUAUGCCACAAUCGAGCCGGAGAAGUCUAUAGUUCAAGUACCAUCUGAUAAAUUGGAUCAUUAUCAGCGAAUAUACAACUCGCAAAAGAAGGUGCCCACGAAUCUAACAAUAUGGGAUAUUGCUGGAUUAACAAGAAAUUCCAGCUCGGGUGCUGGGUUGGGUAACAAGUUCCUCAACGACAUUCGUCAAGUUGAUGGGAUAUUGCAAAUUGUUCGAGGCUUUGUCGAUGACGAGAUCAUACACAUUGAGGACAACAAAGUCGACCCUGUUCGAGAUUUAGUUAUUGUCAAUGACGAAUUGAUUUUGAAGGAUUUGGAAUUUAUCGAGGCUGUGAUGGAAAAGAGUUUAAAGAAUUUGAAGAAACCAAAUCAAGCACAUGAGGCCAAGAAUUUGGAAAUAUUGGAAAAAUUGAGUGAUGGCUUGUACAAUGGGGUCAAGGUGAUUAAUGGCACUUGGACCGAUGAAGAGAUUGACUACAUCAAUGGAUUGAACUUACUAACUGCAAAACCAACGGUGUUUCUAUUGAAUGUAUCAAAGAGUGAUUACUUGUCGGGGAAUAAUCAGUUUCGAAACAAGGUGCAGGACUGGAUUGAUGCACACUCCGGAAAGGACAAGUUAAUCAUGUUUAGUGCUGAAUACGAACAUGCGCUAGAAGAGAACGAGCACCUGAUUAUUCCAACAGUCAUACAAGAGAUGCGCGAUUCGCUUAAUUUGAUCUCGUUUUACACUUGUGGUGAUAUUGAGGCUCGACAAUGGUCCAUCAGGAGAGGAAGCUUAGCCCCCGAUGCAGCUGGAUUGAUCCACACUGACUUGCAAAAGACUUUCAUCAAUUCAAUCGUUUACAAAUGGGACGAUUUGGCACAGUUGGAAGUAUUUGAUGAAGGAAAAUUGAAGCUGACGGGGAAGCAAUAUAGAAAUGGGAAAAAAUACAAAGUGGAGGACGGUGAUGUUCUUGUUAUAAAAGCAGGGAGUGGGAAAGCUAGAUAA
Lodderomyces theae is the source of this 1173-nucleotide messenger RNA. RefSeq lists its product as uncharacterized. Gene Ontology annotation, cellular component: cytoplasm. The coding region runs from base 1 to 1173 and encodes 390 amino acids. Gene Ontology annotation, molecular function: ATP binding; GTP binding; ATP hydrolysis activity. The record is from RefSeq and is a predicted model, not a curated record. The transcript has a single exon. NCBI's taxonomy places the organism in Eukaryota, Fungi, Ascomycota, Pichiomycetes, Serinales, Debaryomycetaceae.